GACUCCGGCUCCGAUCCCAGUCCCGGUCCCGACGCCUGUGCCGGAACAGGCGCCGACGCCGGCCCCGGCCACGGCCCCGGCUGCCGCGCACAGCCAGCCGGUUCCCAUGCAGAUUUCACCGGCCCAGGCCCAGCAAAUGGCCCAGGCCCAGUCGCAGCAACUCUCCCAGUUCCAGGGCCAGAGUGAACAGCAUGCUCACCAUCUCGCUCAAGCCCACCGCGCACAGCAGCAAAUCGCAGAGGCGCAGGCUCAAGCACAGGCUCAGGCCCAAGCCCAAGCUCGUGCCCAGGCACAGCAGUACCUUCAGCAGCAGGCCCAGGCUCAGGCUGAUCAGCAGGCCCAGGCUCAGGCUCAGGCUCAGGCCCAACUCUACCUCCAGCAGCAGGCUCGGGCUCAGGCUCAGGUGGAGCAGCAGGCACAGGCCCAGGCCCAGGCCCAGGCCCAGGCCCAGGCCCAGCAGCUUGCACAGCAGCAGCUCGCACAGCAGCAGUAUCAGCUUGCGCAGCAGCAACAGCAGCAACAGCAACAGCAGCAACAACAACAACAGCAGCAGCAGCUCGCCCAGGCUCAAGCCCAGGCUCAGGCCCAGGCUCAGGCCCAGCAGUCGGCGCAGGCCCAGCAGUCGGCGCAGGCCCAGCAGUCGGCGCAGGCCCAGCUCCAGCAACAGCUCCUCCUCCGCCAGCAGCAGGCCCAACUCCAGCAAGUUCUUCAGACGCCCGGUGUGACUCAGGCGCAGAUCCAGCAGCUGCGCCUUUUGCAUUAUCAGCAGCAGCUUGUCCUCCAGAAGCAACAGGCGCAGGCGCAGGCGCAGCAAUCGUCGCAGCAGACUCAUGCAACCCAGUACCAGUCUCAGCUCCAGGCGCAGAUGCAGGCGCAAGAGGCCCAGCGUGCCCAAGCCGCGGCGCGCCAGGCUCAGCUCCAGCUCCAACUCCAGCAGCAGCAGGCUCAGCGACUGCAGACCGAGCGCCAGGCGCCGCCGGUUCCGGUUCCGAUCCCGUCAAGCGGCCACUCUGCAGCGAGCCAGCACGGCUCGUCGUUUGAGACCAAGCCGAUCCUGCCGACGUCGUCGACCGGGCGGGCGCCAAUUCUGGCAAGCUCGCUGGCGGCGGCGGCGGCGGCUGGCAAAAAGAGAAGAAGUCCAAGACAAAGAAGAAGAAGAAGAAGGCCAAGAAGGCUGCCGCUGCCGCCGCUGCUGCUGCCAAGAAGGAAGAAGGAGGCGCGCGGUUCUCGCGGACGGGGCGCGCACAGCGCUCGUCCCGCAAGGUGUACAAGACGUACUUUGACUCGUUCUCCGAGUCUUCGUCGGGCUCGUCCAGCUCGUCUGGCGACUCCAGCUCGUCGGACGACUCGAGCUCAAGCUCGAGCUCGUCUAGCUCGUCGUUUGGCGCCGCCCGGCGGCGCAAAAAGUCGACAACGGCCAAGCGGUCCAAGAAGAAGGGCCGCGGCGCCAAGACGGCGUCGAAAAAGUACGCAGCGAUCGAGCCGUCGUCGAUGAUGGCCGAGUCGCGGAUCCAGCACAUCCUCGCCCGGCGCCAGCAGUCGGACAAGCUCCAGGCCGAGCUCAAGGCGCUGCGGACGCAGCAGAUCCGGGCCGGCAUGACGCCCAAGUCGCCCGAGAAGCCGUUCAAGGCGCCGCCGCCGCCGCCGGUCGGCGUCGAAGGCCCUGACGACGAGGAGUUCCUUGUCAAGUACGAGGGCAAGUCGUACCGGCAAGUCGAGUGGGUGCCCAAGUCAGCAAUCAUUGCCCUCCGCAACGGCAAGACGCGGCUCCGCAAGUUCUACCAGAAGGAGCACGAGAUGAUCCUCAAGUCGAUGGGCGAGUACUUUGACCCGGCAUACGCCGAGGUCGAGCGCGUCAUUGCGCACGACACCGUCAUCCAGGCCGAUGGCCGCCGCUCGACCAUCUUCCUCGUCAAGUGGUGCAAGCUCUCGUACUCAGAGGCGACGUGGGCGUACGAGGACGAGGUCGAUGACGCCGACGCCAUUGCGCUGUACUGGGAGCGGUGCAAGGUGCCGUCGCAUCUCGAGCUCCAGAUUGCGCGCAACUACGGACGCCAUCUCCCGUUCAUCCCCGACCGCGAGUCGCGGACGUACAAGAACGGCAACACGCUGCGCUCGUACCAGGUCGAGGGCGUCAACUGGCUCUCCGCCAAGUGGCACGAGGGGACCAACGCGAUUCUAGCCGACGAAAUGGGCCUUGGAAAGACUGUCCAAGUCGCCGCCACCAUCAACUACCUCUACGAGGUCCAGAAGCAGCGCGGCCCGUUCAUUGUUGUCGCCCCGCUCUCCACCAUCCGCCACUGGCAGCGCGAGUUUGAGGGCUGGACGAACAUGAACUGCGUGGUGUACCACGGGCUCGGCGACGCCCGCGCCCACAUCCGCCAGCACGAGUUCUUUUACAAGACCGAGUACGGCAAGCCGAUCAAGACGCUCCUCAAGUUCAACGUCAUGGUCACCACCUACGAGAUGAUCAUUGCCGAUGCCGAGUACCUCCGCGACCUGCCGUGGCAGUACCUCGUUGUCGACGAGGCCCACCGUCUCAAGAACGUCAACUCGAAGCUCAUGACCGUCCUGGCCGACUUUAAGUUCAAGCACAUCACCCUCCUUACCGGCACGCCGCUGCAGAACAACAUGGAGGAGCUUUGGUCGCUGCUGUAUUUUCUGGACCCGCCCCGCUUCCGCUCGCUCGACGACUUUAUGGAUCGUUACGGCCACCCCGAGGAGAAGCCCGAGCAGCUUGACCAUCUCCACGCCCUCCUUGCUCCGCUCAUGCUCCGCCGCCUCAAGAACGACGUCGAGAAAAACAUCGCGCCCAAGGAGGAGACCGUCAUCGAGGUCGAGCUCACCGGCAUCCAGAAAAAGUACUACCGCGCGGUCAUGGAGCGCAACUUUUCGUUCCUCACCAAGGGCGGCAAGUCGACCAACGUGCCGAACCUGCUCAACGUCAUGAUGGAGCUCCGCAAGGUGUGCAACCACCCAUACCUCAUCAAGGGCGCCGAAGAGUCCGAGACCGAAAACCUCUCGACCAUCAACGAGAAGUUCGAGGCCCUCAUCAACGCCUCGGGAAAGAUGGUUCUCAUCAACAAGCUCCUGCCCAAGCUCAAGGCCUCGGGCCACAAGGUCCUCAUCUUUUCGCAGAUGACCCGCGUCCUCGACAUCCUCGAGGACUACCUCUACUACAAGGGUUACAAGUACGAGCGCCUCGACGGCUCUGUCCGCGGCUCGGUCCGUCAGCAGGCCAUCGACCGUUUCUCCGCCAAGGACUCGGACCGCUUUGUCUUUAUCCUCUGCACCCGCGCCGGCGGCGUCGGCAUCAACCUCACCGCCGCGGACACUGUCAUCAUCUACGACUCGGACUGGAAUCCGCAGAACGACCUCCAGGCCCAGGCUCGCUGCCACCGUAUCGGCCAGACCCAGCAGGUCAAGGUCUACCGCCUCAUUACCCGCAACACGUACGAGCGCGACAUGUUCGACAAGGCCUCACGCAAGCUCGGCCUCGAUCAGGCCGUCCUCAUGAAGAUGAAGGGCGACCGAAGCGGCGCGUCGGCCUCCAAGAACUCGGAGGUCUCGGUUCGCGAGGACGUCGAGCGGCUGCUCAAGAAGGGCGCGUACGGCGCCCUCAUGGAUGAGGAAGACGACGAGGCUUCCAAGUUUUGCGAAGAAGACAUCGACCAGAUCCUCUCCCGUCGUGCCGUCGUCGUCCAGUCGACCUCGGACGAGUUCUCGUCCUUCUCCAAGGCCUCGUUCUCGUCAAACAACGACCAGUACGUGGACGACAUUGACAUCAACGACCCGGACUUUUGGACCAAGUUUGCCGAAAAGGCCAAGCUCAACACGGCCAACGCUGUUGAGCCCGAGAAAAACGCCUCGGACUUUAACAUGGACCUCAUCAUCUCGGGCACCCGCCGCCGCAAGGUCCGCUCCAACGCCGCCAUUCAUGCUGCGACCGACGACUACUCGGACGACGAAGACUACGGCGUCGAGCGCUCGCGCGGCCGCAAGAGCUCGCGUGGGCGCGGACGCGGCCGUGGCCGUGGGCGCGGCCGUGGCCGUGGCCGUGGCCGUGGCUCGCGCACUGGUACCGGCCGCGGUGGUAAGCGGUCCGGCAAGGGCUCGCGCAGCUCCGAGAACGUGGCUUGGGGCAAGUCACAUCGCGCCAAGCUCCAGAGUGCGCUCCUCGCCAUCGGCUUUACCCGCUUCCCAGACAUGAAGGAGGGCUGGAAGCUCCGCCACUCGGUCGAAGAGAUCGAAAAGUACUGCACCGCCCUCCUCCGCCUCAUUGUGGACUACUGCGACUCGCCUGACGUCCAGUUCUUUGGCCUCGAGCUGCUCAAGGACGCCAAGACCUCGUACCUGCACAUGCCCAUUCCCAAGCUAUUCCAGGAGCCGACUUACGUCGCCUACCUCAAGCGCAAGGCCAAGACCUUCCUCCGCCGCCUCCGCAAGGUGCAUCUCGUUGCAGAGGUUGUCAAGUCGUUCCCCGACUCCCCGCUGGAGAAGCUCAAGAUCUACGACUCGCUCUGGGACGGCCGUAUCAAGGCUGACGUCCCGCCCGCAAAGUGGUGGACGCCGCAAGACGACCGCGCACUCCUCUACGGCUCGUACAAGCACGGCCUCAUGCGUUACGACCAGAUCCGCACCGACCCGGAAAUCGGAUUCGACUCGCGCGUCUACGUCGAGCCCUCGCUGAAGGGCCGGGCCGUCACAAAGUCUCGCCUCGAGGCCAAGGCCCGCGCCGCUGCUGCUGCUGCUGCCAAGGCCGCCCGCAUUGCUGCCGGCGAGGACGUCGAGGACGAGGAGGACGAGGAGGAUGAGGAGGAAGAGAAUGGCAAGGCCGGCGAGGACGCCGCCGGUGACGACGACGACGACGAGAACGCGCCAAAGUACACCCUUCCGCGCAAGGACGACGGCUCGGUGGACGUCAUGUCCAACUACGUCACGCCUGUGCCCGAGGGCCAGAAGCCGUUCCUCUUCCCGGCCUCGUCCGUCCUCUCGGAGCGGCUCAACCGCAUUCUCAAGCCGUACCUCGACGAGCGCCGCGCCAAGGUCGAGGCUGGCGGCGCCGAGCAGACCUCACGCAUGCUCGUUGCCGAAAAGGCGGCCAAGGAGGAGGAGGACCGUCGCCGCCGCAAGCGCUCGUGGCGUCGGCAGACCCGCAACGCGCUCGUCAAGGCUCUCCACCGCUUUGGCCUCCCGCUCCAUGUCAUGCACGGGACCGAGGAGCAGAUCCGCAACAUGCAGGAGGAGCGCGAGCGGCUGAUGGAGGCCAAGCGUAAGGCCGAGAACAUGCCCACGACCGAGCACGAGCGCGGCAUGGCGGCGGCCUUCCCCGGCCUCGCCGAGCAGCUGACGUCGGCGGGCCUCUCCGAGGACGGCGCCGGCGACGAGUACGACACGACACCGUUCCUGUACGAUCUCCGUCUCGACUCGACCGCCAUGAACAUCCAGAACGAGGUCGACUGGGACUCGCUCUUUGAGCUCGCAGGCAUCAAGGAGCUCUCGCCGGAAAAGAACUCGGACGACGUGAAGCGGUUUGUCGGCAUCUACCUCCGUCAGGCCCGCGCCACUGUCCGCGCCAAGCGCGAGCUCACCGAGGACGACCUGGUCACCCUCAAGAUCCCGGUCAUCCUCGACGGCUCGUCCAAGCCGGUGCCCACGCCUUCUGUGGCCGCCGCCUCGAAGCUCCUCGAGCGCAUCGAGUUCUUCCGCACCAUCCGCAUCGAGAUUCUGCAACACCCGCAACUCGAGGACUUUCUCAACAUCAUCUACCGCUCGACGGCCAUGCCUGGCUGGUGGAACCCUGCGCUGCACGACAAGCCCAUGCUUGAAGGCGUUUGCAAGCACGGAUUUGGCCACUGGUCGGCCAUGACCAACGACCCGGACCUUCCGUUCCUCGCCCUCAAGACCGCGUUUUACCAGGGCAUCGAGGACGUGGCCAACGGCAAGAUGGAGAACACCAUGAUCGGCGUCGACACCGAUGGCUCCAUCCUCUACGCUGCGCCCGACCUCGCCUCGCUCGUCGCCAAGUGGCCGUCGGACCUGCCCUCGGCCCAGCUCCCCACCAUCCUCAACCUCUCCGGCAAGCGCUUCCCCUUUGUGCGCGACAAGAUUGUCACUCUCCGCGUCAAGCUCUUCAAGUCGAUGCUCGCCAAGCCCAAGGCCGAGCGCGAGCGCCUCAUUGUGCAGCACGAGAGCAACAUGGUCUCCAAGCGCUCACAAGGCCUCUCGGCCGCCACCCGCCGCAAGAAGCUCCGCCGUUUCUUCUGCUACUUUGUCGACACCACAAAGUCACAGAAGACCGUCGGCUUCCGCCCGCCCGCUCCCGAGGUGCAGGGCGCACCUUCAGACGCGUUUGUCGCCGCCUCGGCCGGCCCCGACGACGAGCCGCCGGCAGAGGCCUCGGCCCGCAUCGCCAACGAGUACAAGGAGUGCUUCGCCGCAGCCGCCUCCGAGGUCGCCUCCAACGAGGCUGGACUCUGGCUCGUCUUCCGAUUCAAGCCCAAGCCCAAGCGGAAGCGCGCUCGCAAGCGCAAGCGCCCCGUCGGUGGCUCGCGCCGCGCUGCAGGCGCGGUCCGUCCCGUCCCGCGCGACGCCGCAGGCUAUCCCAUCCUCCCCGUCUCGCUCGGCUCGCUCACUGUUCACUCGCUCGGCUCGGUCGUCACCGACCGCUCGGCCUUCCACUCGUCGAGCUACAUCUGGCCCGUCGGCUACAAGUCGUCGCGCCUGUUCCCCUCGCUCAACGACACCUCACGCCGCGUCCCGUAUUACUCGGAAGUCGUCGAUGGCGGCACCGGCCCGCGCUUUGUCGUCACCCCGUCCGACAAGCCCGAGCUCGCCAUCACCGCAGACUCGGCAUCGGGCGCCUGGGGCGCCAUGCUCGCCGCAGUCAACCACGUCAAGUACCAGGGCACCGGCCGCACCCUCUCCAACUCGAUCUCUGGCCCGGUCUACUUUGGCUUCUCGGACCCCACCGUCAUCUCGCUCCUCCAGGCCCUGCCGGGCGUCGAAUCGCUCGCCAGCUACGCCAUGCGUGAUCCUGCCGGCGCCGACUCGGUCCCUGACACCGACGUCGUGUACGACAACACCUACGAGGCCUCGACUGCAGAGGGCGACGUCGCCGACGACGACGCCGACGACAUCAUCGAUGACGACGCCGACGACUCGGGCGACGACUCGGACCUCGACUCGGACCUCGACUCGGAGGAUGACGAUGACGACUCGGACGACUUUGACUCGGAUGACCUCUCAGAGAUCUCGGACCACGACUCGGACUUGGACGAUGACGGCGUUGCUCCCAUGGAUGUGCCCAAGCUCCGCGUCAACUUUUCAGGCAAGCCGUAGUGGCGUAAACGCGUUCGCAAUGUU
Messenger RNA from Thecamonas trahens ATCC 50062, 7365 nucleotides. RefSeq lists its product as uncharacterized. NCBI's taxonomy places the organism in Eukaryota, Apusomonadida, Apusomonadidae. Gene Ontology annotation, molecular function: ATP binding; ATP-dependent chromatin remodeler activity. Bases 1492 to 7341 code for a protein of 1949 amino acids. Gene Ontology annotation, cellular component: nucleus. The record is from RefSeq and is a predicted model, not a curated record. The transcript has a single exon.